AUGGGCGAUAGGAGAAAAUUACACGGAGAAAUUGAACGUUGCCUUAAAAAAGUAACGGAAGGUGUGGAUACAUUUGAUGAUAUUUGGCAAAAGGUUCAUUCAGCACCAAAUCAUAAUCAAAAAGAUAGAUAUGAACAAGAAUUAAAAAAAGAAAUAAAAAAAUUACAACGUUUACGUGAUCAAAUUAAAGUAUGGAUGUCAUCAACAGAAAUCAAAGACAAAAAACAAUUACAAGAAGCAAGAAAAAAUAUCGAACAAAAAAUGGAAAAAUUUAAAAUUGUUGAACGAGAAACAAAAACAAAAGCUUAUAGUAAAGAAGGUUUAGGUGCAGGACAAAAACUUGAUCCACAAGAAAAAGAAAAAGAAGAAUGUACACAAUGGAUAACGGAAGCCAUACAUGAAUUGAAUAUUCAAAUUGAUAAAUUUGAAGCUGACAUUGAAACAGUAUCUGCAUCAUUAAAGAAGAAAAAAUCUGACAAAGAAAAAUUAGAACGUCUUGAAGAAACAAAACAUUCAAUUGAAAGACAUAAAUUUCAUAUUGAAUCACUUGAAAAAAUUCUACGUGCUAUUGAUAAUGAUGCACUUGAUCUUAAACCAAUACAUAAUUUACGUGCCGAUAUUGAAUAUUAUAUAGAAUCAAAUCAAGAAUCAGAUUUUAAAGAAAAUGAAUUAAUGUAUGAAGAAAUUGAUAUGGAUAAUUUAACAACAAUAUUGGCACCAGUUAUAGCUGUACCAACAACACAAUCUCAUCCUCUAUCAUUAUCAAAUGGUAAUAGUAAUAGUUUAAAUUCAAAUACAACAACAUUAGCUGAUAUAAGUGCACCAACAUUAAACAUACAUUCACAUUCAUCAACAAAUAAUAUAUCUGAACGUACAGCAGCAUUUUUUACAAAUUCAAAUCAUGGUGAUAAUGAAUCAACAAUGAGUUUAACAACACCAUCAUCAACACAACCAAGUUCACCAACUGCUAGUCCGGCUUUAUCAGCAAUUGAUGAUCGAAAACGAAAUAAAUCCGAUUCGGAAGAUAAUCAAUCACAACGAAAUCGAACAAAUUCAGGUGCCAAUGGUUCAACAACAAAUAUUACUUAUGGAUCUUCACCAAAAAAUCCUCUUAUACAUCAACAAUCAUCAUCAACAAAAACACCAUUAUCAUCAGCAUCUGUAUUAUCUGCAAGUGCACCAACACAUUUUACUUAUCCAACAACACCACCAGCAACAACAACAACAACACAACCUGUUUUACAAUAUUCAACAAUUGUUUCACAAAAUACAAUACCAUCAACACCAAUAACAAGUAAUAAUUCGAUAUCUAAACAACAAAAUAUAUUUUCACCACAAACAAAACAAAUGUCAAGACAAACAUCAAUUAAUAAUAAUGAUUCAACAGUUAUCACAAGUUCAAGUCAAUCAAUACCAUCAUCAUCAUCAUCAUCAACAACAACAACAAUAACAAAUUCAAUAUCAAAUAGUUCUCAUCCACCUUCAUUAUUAACAAAUAAUGAUCGUACCGGUCUAUUAAAUCAACAUAUUCUUAGUAAUAUAUCUCAAAUAAAUACAUCAUCUUCAACAACAUCAUCAUCAUCAUCAUCAUCAUCAUCAACAGUAACAUUAGCUAAUGGUACAAUAAUUCCAUCAUCAUUAUAUACUGGUUCAGGACCAACAUUAUCAAAUUCAAACAUUCCUCUUGAAUUAUUAUCAACACCUAAUAUUGAUUCAACAAUUAAUUCUCAACAAUCUUCAUUACUUUCUCGUACAAUAUCCGAUAACGAACGUUCAAUAAAUCUACCAUCAACAUCAUUAAUGACUAACGGUUCGUCAGAUGGACAUUCAUUACUUGAUACAAAUAAUUUUCCAAAUCUUUCAACAACAACAUCAGCAACAACAACGACAACAUCGUCAUUUUUAACAAAUACUAAUAAUCCAAAUGAUUUAUCAUCAACAAAUAAUAAUGUUAUUGGUCAUCUACCAGAUCAUCAUACAUUUCGAUAUUUAUUAUCACCAUCAAAUCAACAAUCUAUUCAAACAAAUCGUGUUCCAUUAACACCAGCAGAGAUGCGAAUGCUUAAUAGAUUAAAUUCAGCUUACGCGAAACUACCAUCAUUAUUAGAAUCUGAACGACAAAGAACAAAUGCAAAUCGUAUUUUUGGACGAAAUCCACUUGGACAUUCACAAAUGAUUUCAUAUUAUCCUCAAACACCACCAACAGGUUGUGAUACACCAGAAUUUUAUUAUCGUUUAGCACCGGAUACAUUAUUCUUUGUUUUUUAUUAUAUGGAAGGAAGUCGUGCACAAUAUUUAGCUGCUAAAGCAUUAAAACGACAAUCAUGGCGUUUUCAUACAAAACAUAUGAUGUGGUUUCAACGACAUGAAGAACCAAAAACAAUAACAGAUGAUUAUGAACAGGGUACAUAUAUAUUUUUUGAUUAUGAACGAUGGCAAACACGUAAACGAGACAAUUUUAUAUUUGAAUAUAAAUUUUUGGAAGAUCGCGAAUUUUAA
This is a messenger RNA of Rotaria sordida, 2499 nucleotides long. Lineage: Eukaryota; Metazoa; Rotifera; Eurotatoria; Philodinida; Philodinidae. The record is from the annotation of a GenBank genome assembly.